Molecule: messenger RNA, 3734 nt
Organism: Notolabrus celidotus (New Zealand spotty)
Lineage: Eukaryota; Metazoa; Chordata; Actinopteri; Labriformes; Labridae
Gene: sltm
Product: SAFB-like, transcription modulator
Exons: 20
Coding region: 42-3164 (1040 amino acids)
Biological process (GO): regulation of transcription by RNA polymerase II; regulation of mRNA processing
Cellular component (GO): nucleus
Molecular function (GO): RNA binding; sequence-specific DNA binding
Source: RefSeq, a predicted model, not a curated record
AAACGAUCUGCGCGCGCACCCCCCAGUAAUCCUGAGGUAAAAUGGCGACGGGUGCCAUUUCCAUGGAGUUCAGGAAAAUAUCAGAAUUAAGAGUGGUUGAUUUGAAAUCCGAGCUCAAACGAAGAAAUUUGGACACAUCCGGUGUAAAGAGCGUGCUUGUAUCGAGAUUAAAACAGGCUAUUGAGGAUGAAGAUGGUGACCCAGAGAACAUUCAGACUCAGUCGUCACCUGAAACACCGUCCCGUAAAGGUGGAAAAGCUAAAGGGAAAAAAGUGGAUUCAGACGCAGACGUCACAGGGGAGGAAGAUGCAUUUUCCAAGGACAAUGAAGACUGUGAAUCAGAAAAAGAUGUAACUGAUACAGAUGAUGGUACUCGUGAAAAUUCUAAGCCUGCAUCCUGCGAGGACAGCCUCGCUCAGCCCGAGGCUGAGGUUCUGGCUGAGGCUGAACCAGAGUCAGAGGCUGUCGCAGCCGAGGCUGAUUCGGAGCCUGAGCCAGAGGUGACUGCUGAGACUGAGCCAGAGGUGAAUGCUGAGACUGAGCCAGAGGUCGAUGCAGAGCCAGAUCCAGAGCCAGAUCCAGAGCCAGAGGGGGAUGAGGAUGCAGACCCAGAGAUGGAUGGGGGUGCCGAGCCUGAGGAGGAGGAGGCGGAGGAGGAGGCUGAGGCGGAGGCUGAGGUGGACACCGAGCCAGAGAUGGAGGCUGAAUUGGCUGAGAUGGAGGCUGAAGCGAUGGAUUCAACUAAAGAUGCAGAGGACGAUCACCUCUCUGUCUCCAUCCAAAAUGAAGAUGCCAUCACCCUAGAUGUUGAUGGCGAUGAUCUCCUGGAAACAGGUAAACAUGUGAAACUUCCAGAUCCAGAUGCCGAGAAGGGCACUGAUGAGCCAGAGGCCUCUGCUGAGACGGGCCCCGAUGAUGAUAUGAAGGGGGAAGAGUCGGAGGGCCACAAUGAUGGUAAGAGAGAUGACGGAUCCAGGGGCGAGCCCAUGAAGAAAGACAGCAGAGAGGCCUUGAAGAAAGCUGAAACGGGAGAUAAAGAAAAGGAUUCUGGGAAGAAAGGCCCCUCCACUACUGGGGGAUCAGGUCAAGCAAAGAGCUCUUCAAGAGACAGAGAUGGAAAGCCGGCGAAAGAGAAUUUGGGAGUCGUGAGCAGUAGCAGCAACAGCAGCUCCUCUCGUAACAUAUGGGUGAGUGGCCUGUCUUCAAACACCAAAGCAGCUGAUCUCAAGAACCUGUUCGGAAAAUACGGGAAGGUUUUGAGCGCCAAGGUAGUAACAAAUGCUCGCAGCCCCGGUUCAAAGUGUUACGGCUUGGUCACGAUGUCGUCCAGUACAGAGGUGACCCGGUGCGUCUCCCACCUCGACUGCACAGAGCUCCAUGGACAGCAGAUUUUUGUUGAAAGGGCCAAAAAUGAUCCUUUCAAAAAAGAAAGCUCAAAGAGUGAAGCAGAGGACAAAGCAAGCUCCUGCAAAUCAAGUGAUAAGCGCAGUUCAACUGGAAUAAAGUUGACAAACAAAGCACAGACCUCUUUCAAAAAAGAAGACAAGAAAUUGGACAAACUUCCAGAGAAGGAUUCAUGUAAGAAACAGGAGGCCAAGAGUGGAAAAUCUGAUUCUGUGUCAUCCAACUCAGGACCAGAUUCUGCAAAGAAGGAUGACAGAAAGCACAUGAGGGCAAAGAGUCCAGGCAAGAUGGUGAUGUCAUAUCAUGCUAAAGGAGAUUCUAAUUUUGGCAAAAUGAGACCUUUCAGAAAGGGAAGGUAUUUUGAUAAACCCUUUGUCAACAUGAAUGUCCAAAGGAAGCCAAAAUGGUUGAUUCCUCCAGAAGAGUUCAGGAUGAUGAAAGAGAGGCAGAGGCCUUUUAUAAACAAAGGGGAAGACAUUCUGCCUUUUGAGAAGAUGAAGGAGCAGAGGAUGCGUGAGAGGAUGGCUCGUACAGAGCGAGUUCGUCGAGCGGUGGAGUUGCGCAGACGUCGUGAAAUGGCCGAACGAGAACGUCGGGAGCGUGAACGUGUACGGAUUAUGCGAGAGCAUGAAGAACGAGAGAAUCUUCUCCGGGAACGCCAGAGGCUGGAGAUGGAAAGACAAAAACUGGAACGGGAGCGCUUGGAGAGAGAAAGACUUGAGAGGGAGAGAAUCCGCAUAGAACAGGAAAGGCGUAAAGAGGCCGAGCGAAUGGCACGUGAGCGUGAGGAGCUGAGAAGGCAGCAGGAGCAGCUCCGAUGUGAGCAAGAAAAAAGAAACAAUCUCAAGAGAGGCCGUGAAGUGGACCACGGUCGGAGAGAUGAGCCUUACUGGAACGGUAACAAGAAGAUGCAGUCGGAAUCUGACGUCCGUUUAAACCAAAGCUCAAACUUCAACCGGCAGCAGAACCGCUUUUCAAACUUCAAUCCCAGAGAGAGGAGUCGCUUUCCAGUAGCUGCUGAGCAGCCAAACACCUACGACAGACGUAACCGGUUCGAUGGCGAGCCAGAGGUCAAGAAAAGCCGCCCUGCACCGCACAGAGAGAGCUCGGGCUUCGAUCGUUUCUCAAAGAACUUUGAUACAGUUCGCAGACCUGAGCCACCUCCUCCACCACGCACAGAGCUCAGAGACACAGACCGCAGGGAGAGAGACGAGAGACGGCUCGUGCCCAUGCAUGAUCGACCCAUGGGAGCCAGAGCAACGAUGCCCAGCAUGUCACAUAACCGCUCACCCAGGGACGGUGGGCAUGGAUGGAAGAGUGACGGUGGGAUAAACACCAAUAAGGGAGAUUUACGCGGGCCUAUGCGCAUGCGUACAGAUCGACCAGGCAGAGACGGUCCAGGCCCCUCACUCAGAGGAGGAUCCUCCAGUGGUCAAGGAAGAAGCAGCUUUAAUAACAGAGAUGGAGGAAGAUCCAUGGUGAUGAAUGAUCAGCCGUUCAGCUCUGGUCGACAAGUGGUGGUGGAGCGUCACAGCAGGGAUCAGGGCAUAAGGAAGGAGUGGCACGGCGGGUCCAGCUCCCAGGGUGGGGGCUACGCCGACAACCGCAGGAUGGGAGACAGCCGGGGCAGCAUGAUGGCUCCUUCAAGUCACUCUUCAUCUGGGCUGAACCGAAUUGUACAGAUCACUAACAACUCCAUUCCCAGUGGUGGCAGCGUUGGCGGAUUCAAGCCCUACAAAGGAACGCCACGGCAGUACUAACUGAGAACCUAACUCUGCCUCUAAAAAGCACCUGGAAAUUUGAAGACUUUUUGAACUUAUUUUUAGAAUACCAACAGUUUUAGGUGGUACGCUAUUUUAUUUUGUAUAGACAAGUGUUUACCUCAGUGUAGGGUUUUCCUGACAGUUCUGCUGUUACAUUCAAACGAUCUCCUGCACAUCUUUUACUUACCUUUAGGAAGAUAUUGUACAGCCCUUACGUCUUUGUAACAAGUUUUCAAGUGAUGUUACCGAUGUCUCCUCUAAUUGAGUGCUGUUUGUAUAUUUUCAGUAGCCUAGUAUCACACUCAGUUUCCUGUGUAAUAUGUUUUAUUUGGUGUAUUAUAGCGCUCUUAAAGUGCCAGGGAUGUUUCUCUGUGAUGAAAUGGGUGACGUAGGACUCACUUUUUUGAAAGUCAUUCUUUGUUUUGAUGUUGUUUUUUGUAAAGAUUAGUUGAACAUGCUGAAAAAGUCACACUAAACAAGCCUGCACUGUAGCAAUUUACCUCCCAUCAACUUUGAGUUGGAUUGAAAUAAAAUUUGACUUUGAAGUCUGUUACUGCAGGACAUUCA